Molecule: messenger RNA, 5514 nt
Organism: Penicillium argentinense
Lineage: Eukaryota; Fungi; Ascomycota; Eurotiomycetes; Eurotiales; Aspergillaceae
Product: nucleoporin
Exons: 4
Coding region: 1-5514 (1837 amino acids)
Biological process (GO): RNA export from nucleus; protein import into nucleus
Cellular component (GO): nuclear pore inner ring
Molecular function (GO): structural constituent of nuclear pore
Source: RefSeq, a predicted model, not a curated record
AUGGCUCCCAUUCCGGAGGCCUAUUUCCCGUCCCUGGACAAGUGCUUCUCCGGGGACGCUCAGCUCUUGUCCUGGAAGAGAGCCUUUCUCUACACAAACGACGCCGAAGGUCACACUGACAAUGGAGAUAACAUCGCCGCCUUCCUUUCACACCCCGAAAGUAUCCAGCAGCUAUCACAAAGUCUGAAUCCGUUCUGCCGCCCUUCCACUAAAUCGAAAUCCGAAUUCGAGUCCAAAACCUCCGCUGUUCAUGUCGAAACAAACUCUACCAAUUCCUUCGAUUUGAAGGAGAUCAAAGCUGACGCGCAAUGGCUCAGUAAGACCGCCGACAUCGACGAGGUCACGGCUCUGCGCAUCGUUAUCCUUGAACGGCAGGACCGCCCCGCGGCGCGUCUAACCGCGAAUUUCUCCUCUGAAGAAGCCGCGAGCCUAGCAAGUGCGACAGGUACUGAUAACCUGCGAGUUUCGGUGGCUGGGCCCAACCUAGCGAACAUUUGCAGCAGGGCUCAAACCGACCAAAAUUCGUCCUCGUUCGACACGGAGAAGGAUCGUCGGUUGCGACUGCGAAGCGUUUACAUCUCUGAACGUGCUCAUGUCUUGAAGACUUUCCGCAAGCUGCUUGUGCUCUCUCUGCAUGACCUUGCAGGUGAUUCAGUCAUCUCUGGCGGCCGUGACGGAGCGCGCAAGCUUGCCUUGUUCAAGCUAGGCGUGACCAUCUUCAAAGAGAAAUCGAGCGGAGAUGGACUGAAGCAGUUCCUGGAGGAGUGUAUUACCGGCAUCCGAACCCGCCUGAAGGACGUGACCGCAAAUGACGGCUGGCUAGGAGUUUCCGAGAGCAGCCGGGAAGUUGAGGAUACUUGGAAGACAACUUUGGUUGAAGAGCUGGUACACAUCCUGCAGAUUAUGUUCCAUCAGCUUCAUGCAUCAGGAGAGGUUCCUUCUGGGGCCAUGCUCGAGUCCUGGCUAGAACUUAUGGCUGAAUAUGGCUUCUUGGAAUCGUUGCAAGUGCCUUGCGAAAAUCCGGUUGAGGUGCUACUGCCUCUUCAGUCUUUCGUGUCUCUGACUACACUGGCUUUCCUGAAGGUUUCCCUCGUGGUCCCGUCUGUUCUGGAAAGAACUAAGCCCAAGGUCAUUUCGCCUGGCCAAGAUGCUUACUUUCUCUCGAAAGAUAGAAUUGCUAAGAUCACUGAAAUCCUGCUGGGUGCUUGCGAGAUGCGAGUGACUGCCGCCAAUCCAGCUGCAUUUUCAUGGGGAUUGGUUCUUUUGCUGUUGCAAAAUCUAGCCUCAGAGGAUAAGAACGUUCGAGAGCUGGAACAACUCAACAGUGCCGUGAAAUCUUUCCAGACGGAUACCCUCAAUGCGGGCCCCUCUCGGGAUUCAGAGCAAUCUUUGUACGAAGAUCUCAUUGACUGCGCUCGGCCACCUCACAUGAACGAAGAAGACGAUCCUCUCCUGAUCUUGACUUCCGAGCAAGUCAAAGAUUUGGCCUUCAGCACUAUCAUCACAUUGUCCUCCAAGGCAGGAUCUAUGUCCGCGAUUGACGACGGGUUAACCUAUCGAUGGGCCCGUUUGGCUCUCCUUGACUUGAUCCGAGCUACCAUUUUGUACAUGGACUACUCGCCAGAAAUCGUCGAGUCGGUGCUGGCAAUCCUCAAUGGCACACGGAAUGCUUCGUCCUUGGAUUCAACGUACUCACUCAGCCCCGCCAGCGACCCAAAGUCGGUAUUUUCAAAGGACAGUCUCUUCAUGAAUAACAUCUUCCGCACUUCUCGCUCUCGUUUCCCAUUCGAAACGAUCCCAUUCUUGAAGCUCUGCCGCGCCUUGGUCAGCCCCCACUCUGUUAAUGAGGAUGGCUUGCCGGAAGUAGUCGAAGAGCUGGAAAACACCAGCACAUUUACUCAACUUGUUCCCCCGAAUUUCCAGGGCUAUGAGACCAUUCGCGAGGACGAAAAUGCCAAUUUUGUCUCCUUGACUCAAUCUCUGCCAAUGUUUGAGUCAUCCCGAAACCGUCUUCCGGGCAACGAGACAGGUAAUGCUUUGAUUGUGUAUGGGUCGUCGGAAAUUCCAUCUUCAACUAUUGGGCAAGUCGUCUCCGAAUCAAGACCGGCUGUCAUAAUGUGGCAGCAUGAGUACUCGUGCUUGAGCUUUCUAGGAAGUUGGCUCGAGGAAUGGAGUGGGAGCGGUGGAUACUCGGAUGGAUGGGAUCCUGAGUGCGGCGCCGAGAUUAUCGGGCUUUUGGCCGACUUGGUCACAAGCUCACAGGACAUUCGUGCCCACGACUCCCCCGGGACGAGUGCCAAGAGGAUUCUUGAAUUGGCCAGUGACGGACUAUCACGUCAAGGUGAUAUUAUCUCGGUGGUCUUGGAUAUCUUUGAGCGGAAUCUGCAGAAUGUCGGUUCUCAGGGAGACCCAGUGAAGGCAUUGGAACCAAUUAUGGCUUGCAUGCAGUUUGUCAAAGGAGUCCUUCAUGUCCUUCCCAACAGGAUCUGGCCAUUUUUGAGCCGUAGCAGCUUCAUUGGAUCGGAUUGCAAAGGUGGAGUUUUGACUGCAAUUAUUUCUGCUGUCGAGAUUCCUGCUGGUGAAUAUCCCUUCCUUCUCAGCUGUCUCCAGUUAUUCGAAGCAACUGUCGACGAUGCCGCAUCUCGUGCAGUACUGCGCAAGUGUCCUGGCAGUGUCACAGGCAAAUCAACGAUCGCAUCGGACUGGAGCGCAGGCAUUCCGUCCCAUGUCAUGCGAACCAUCAUGCUGAACUUCACACGAACAAUGGUCGAGAUUUUCAAUGUCAGCGGCAACUGGCGAUUCAACUUCCCCGAGCAACAAUUUACGAUCAGCUCCAGGCUGGCUACUGUCUUCGAUCGUAUCCUUUACCUCACCUAUGGAAUCAAUGACUCCGCAAAACUUGAGUCAAAAGUCACUGGCGUGUUUUCUGGAUCUGCAGCCUAUAUCCUGGACAUGCUACGACCUCGCUCAACUACUGACUUACCUUUCAAUGCGAUACUUCGACUGAUCUCGGCCGGCCUUGAAACCCCAGCUACUAUUCACCUCCGAUACCUUGAUCUACUUGUCAGCCAGGUUACUUCCACUUUGAACCUUAGUAUUAAGCUUGUGCAAGCGGCACGACUUUCUGGGAAGCCAGCAUCGCUUCUGGAGGAGCAACUCUUCAAGGCGACACCUGUUCUCACCAAACUUUAUGCACUCCAUGAUGCUUAUCGGCUACCAGUCGUGUCUCUCCUGGAUACUUUGGUGAUCAGUUCUUCUUCGGAUGCUGACAAGGAACCUCCAUCUCUUGUUGGACACCUCGGCGCAGAGUCGGCUUGUCUAUUCCUUGAUGUACUGUCCCAACUCGACAGAUCUCUCAAUGACAAGCAGUUGCUGCUUUCUAUAUGGCAUUUGUUGUCGACCUUUGUUAGCAAGCGUCAGCAAUGGCUGGCAGUUUUCAUUCUCACCGGGAAAUCACCUCGACAAACAUUGAAGAAAUCCGACAAUGCCGGAGGUCCGAAAAUGAGAAGCACGCCGUUCCUGCAAAUUGCACUAGACAAACUUGCACAUAUCGAGGCAGAAGACCCCCAAGUGGCCUUGUCGUUACUCGAGUUCGUUUCUCAUGCGCAAGAAAAUUGGCCAUGGGCCACUCCGCACUUGCAAAAGCACACUGAAUUCUUCAACGGCAUAUUGCACUAUGUUUCUAAACUGAGAAUCUCUUCCAUGCCAGUGACCGAGCAAAUUUUCGCAACUCGAAUCGCUUCGGUCGUCACCGACAUCUGUGCUGUCUACUUGUUCCCAUUCAAGGAAUUACUCAAGGGAUCACCUAACGCUGACAGGGAAACCAAAGAGCGUGGGAAAAAGUUCUUCACUGAUCUGAUUCCGCUAGUGCAAUGGCUGAGCAAGGAUGCUGUGGAAGUUUCGGCGUAUAACGCUUCCUUGCAUGCAAAUUUGAAGAAGAACUUCGAAAUGCGGUAUGCCGGCUGCAAAUUGACCGAUUUCAAGAGGUCAGCGCUUGAAACCCAUACGCUGGGGCGUGAUUACUAUUACGAUCUAGCGAUGGGACAAAGUUUGUUGUCUUACGACUUUGCUUGGGCUGGAAACCGGAAACAAGGCUUUUCUGAGGAGUUUGAGCGAGCUAAUAUCAACUUGUCGCUCGUCGAAGCGCAAAUUACUCUUCUCAACAGCUGGAAAUUCUUUGCCGUUGAGCAUUGCCACGAUUUCAUGGAGGCCGGAGCAGGGCAAACAUUCCAGGUACUGGUAGCAGAGGUGGCACAAAAGUGCCUGGAAGCCAACAGCCGACCCGUUCCUCCCGAGGCUAUUUUCGACCGGAUUCAGCAGGUACGAGUCGAUUUCGCUCAGGCGCUGACCCAGUGUCUGGUGGAGAAGGGAUCACGAGGAGCCGAAGUCUUCCACUUACUGGAAGUCGUCUGGAAAGCCCUGCGCUCCCGUCAUACAACCUACGAAGCCGCCCUGAUCGGUGAUGACACGGAAUAUUACCGGUCUCUCCUCAAUGUGUUGUUUUUGGCUCUCCAGUUCCACGUGGAUGCGCCUGCGGGCCAAAAUGAACCGGAGGUCCUCCGCAAGGUCGCAAAGGUGUCGUCCGACAUCCCCGUGGUCGUGGAUGUUGUCAAGGUCGUGGUUGCGCAAGGUUUCAAGUCCCUCACAUCAUAUCUCCACGAUGAGCCAGAUAAGUGCACGCCAAAGGACUUUGCCAUCAUCAUCGCCAUUCUCCAGACUUGUCUGCAGGUCAAGGACGCAGACCGGCUCUACGAGUUCAUCACGUACCACAUUCAAGACAACGACACUGUCCGCCAUGCGACUACUUUGUUUUCAUGGGCAGAUCAGCUUGCAAUUGCCGGCGAUCCAGUCUACGGCGAAGUCAGUCUCUCAUUCCUCGUCAAGCUGUCCACCCUCCCCAUGUUGGCUGAGCACCUGGCCGUGGAGGGAGUACUGAUGAGACUGUCAACGUGCCGUCUCACCAAUUUCCUUCAGAGGCCGAAAGGAUGCGGACCGUUCGACUCCGUCCCUCGACUUUACACAAUCUGGACCAGCGGGUUCCUUCCCUUGUGCCUGAACCUGCUUUUCAGUGUCAACCGCGCCGCGCCCGAGGUGUCUGCCUUCCUGAACCAGUUCGAAGGUCAGCUUAACCGUGCUGCGGAGACUUUCUCCCAUGGCCACAAGACCCCGCAGUCCCAGUGGAUCAGCCUUAGCAUGGCUUCGGAGGCAUAUUCGCUGGCCCUGAUUUCCGUGGCUCUGGACCGUUUCCGCCAGGCCGGCCCUAGUGCUGGUCUGGACCCGCAAGCCAUCCAGGACCUCAAGUGGGACAAGUCGCAUGUCAAGGACGACAUCAGCGAAUUGCUCAGUCGUCGCCCGUACCUUCGCGGCCGUAUCGUCGCGACGAAUGACAAGGAGACUGAAAUGUCCCGACAGCCACCGCUGCACAAGAAGCACGAGGCGGAGAACCGGUUGGAGGAGAAAAUCGUGAUUGAAUUGGAGGAGGUGCUGGCCUGCCUUAACCUGGGCGAGGAUUGA